Lucilia cuprina (Australian sheep blowfly) is the source of this 828-nucleotide messenger RNA. RefSeq names its product ER membrane protein complex subunit 8/9 homolog (gene EMC8-9). Lineage: Eukaryota; Metazoa; Arthropoda; Insecta; Diptera; Calliphoridae. Gene Ontology annotation, cellular component: EMC complex. The record is from RefSeq and is a predicted model, not a curated record. Bases 86 to 682 code for a protein of 198 amino acids. The transcript is spliced from 2 exons.
GAUAAUUUUCUCAUAAAUUUUUUUUUGUGCCUGCAUAAAAUACGCGUUUUUAGUUAAAUUUUCACAGAAAAUUAAAUAAAAUAAAAUGACUUUAUAUAAAUUUAGUGAACGUGCUUAUGCUAAAAUUAUAUUCCAUGCUGCCAAAUAUCCACAUUUGGCGGUAAAUGGUAUUUUACUAGCCAGCAAAUCAGAUACAGAAAUUAUCGAUGCCAUACCGCUGUUUCAUCAAUGUUUGUAUGUCACUCCCAUGGUGGAAAUAGCCCUUAUGCAGAUUGAUGCUUAUGCUGAACGUGAAAACCUAGUAGUGGCCGGUUAUUAUUGUGCGGCCGAGAAUUUCUUGGAUAACUCGCUGGAUAAGGCUCCUGCCGCUAAAAUUGCUGAUAAGAUUCAAGAGAAUUACAAAAAUGCCUGUUUUGUGAUUAUAGAUAAUAAAUUAAUGACUUUGGGCCAGGAAGUGCCAGCCAUUAAAGUUUUUGGUUGUUCCAGCGAUUCCGGUCGUUGGACUAAGGCGGACUUUAAACUUUUACAAUCCGAGACAACAUUACAAGCUGUAUCAGCUUUAUUGAAAAGAGGCGCUAUGAAGGAUGUAGUCGAUUUUGAUAAUCAUUUAGAUAAUCCAGAAAAUGAUUGGACUAAUCAAUUUUUAAAUCGUGACUUGCAACAAAUCAUGGCCAUGUAUUGAUGAGAGUAGAUAAUUGAUAGAGUUUCUUUUCUUUCGAUCGUUUUUUUUUUUUGUUUUAAAACGUACAUUUUUUAUUAGAUUUAAGGGUGCAAUUUAUAGUGUAAUAACAAUAAUAAAACAAAUCCACAUUUACAGCGUAUUUAUGA